CUCUAUCAAACAAAAUGAGGCAAAAAUUCUGCCUAUGUUUUAAAAAGAUUGAACACAUAUCCUCAAGUAGAAUUCAAAUCCAGUCACAUUGCCACAGCAAUGGAGGUGAAACCAACAGAGAAAUGACCUUUGUGCUCUCCAAACCUCUACUACUAAAAAUACCCAUGACACUAUAUGCCACCGACAUGAACGGCUCGCCGCACAAAUUAAUUACACCUCGUAAACACAAAUUAAGCCCUCAAAUCUUAAUUAACCUUGUUUGCAAUUAACCACCCUGCGUGCAUCGUCCUUCCUUAAUCCAAGAACGUGAACACUUGCGAGAGAAAAAAUCAUUUGCGGCUUCAUUUGAUCGGUCGCCGUCAGUGACCGGCCGGCUGUUCGCCGCGGCGGCGAUGGCGCGCCGGGUGCUGGAGGUGACGCUGGUCUCGGCCAAGAACCUCAAGAAGGUGACGAUGUUCUCCAAGAUGCGCGUGUACGCCGUGGCGUCCAUCUCCGGCGGCGACCCGCGGGUGCCGACGCACCGGACGCACGCCGACCGGGAGGGCGGCCGGAGCCCCAUGUGGCACGCGCCGCUCCGCUUCCCCAUCCCCGACGCCGGCGCCGACAUGCGCGCCAUCGCGCUGCACGUGCUGCUCCGCGCCGAGCGCGUCUUCGGCGACAGCGACGUCGGGGAGGUGUUCGUCCCGGUCAAGGACCUCGUCGCCGCGGCGCCCGAGGGCGGCGAGCACAGGCACCUCAGCUACCACGUGCGCCGCCCCGUCAGCGGCCGGAAGUGCGGCGUGCUCCACAUAUCGUACCAGAUCACCGACGAAGCCGCCGAGCCGGCGUCCGCCGCCGGCGCCCGCGGCGCGUCGUCGACGCGGCAUGUCAGCGGGAAGGGCCUCCAGCUCAGCGCGAUCACCGCGUACCCGUCGGCCGGGCGCCACAGCGGCGGCCGCCGCGGCGCGGCGCAGUCGCCAACGCUGGCGUACCACCACGGCUCGCCCUACGGCGGCGGCGGCGGCGGCGCGCACGCGCAGCACCACCAUCACCACCACCACCAUUACGGGUACGGCUAUGGCCCAGCGCCGUACGGCCAUGGCGCGGCGAGUCACGGCGGUGGAGGAGGGAUGGGGAUGGGGGCGGGGCUCGGCAUGGGGGUCGUCGGCGGCGCGGUCGCAGGGAUGGUGCUCGCCGACAUGCUCGCCGACGGCGAGAUGGACACGCCCUUGGACGCCGGCAUGAGCUGCUGAUCCAUCCGUACGUGCUGCACGACUCUUGAUGUAAUUAAUAAUAAUCAGGUGUCACAAUGGGCAUUGCACUGUUUGGCAGUGACAUGAAUAUAUCAUGGAAGUUUUUAUCCCUUUCUAAUUUGCACAUAUGAAUUUGGAACAAAGAUCUAUGUCAAAAUGACUACUAUUAUCAAUUUGUUUGUUUGUUUUAGUCCGAUAAGGAUAUGAAAUGCUAUGAUCUCGCCUUGAA
Messenger RNA from Oryza sativa Japonica Group (Japanese rice), 1461 nucleotides. Its product is annotated as protein SRC2. NCBI's taxonomy places the organism in Eukaryota, Viridiplantae, Streptophyta, Magnoliopsida, Poales, Poaceae. Gene Ontology annotation, biological process: defense response. The record is from RefSeq and is a predicted model, not a curated record.